AUUUGGGGUUUUCUCCGUUUACUUCAGGUUCUGUCCAGUGAGUCUCUGUGAUGUCGCGUCUCUUUCCCCCUUGAUUGUUUCCUCUGUGUGUCGUUCCCAGUAAUGACCUCCUGUGUAUUUAAGUCCACCUGUUGCCUUUGUCUGUUGUCGGGUCCUUGUCUUGUCGCUGUUCGUUUGUAGUGUCGUACUGUAAGUCGUCUGCUCCUGUCCAUUUGUUUAACCUGUUGCUACCAGUGUGAGCCUUGGCCUCCUCUCUGCUGUGCUGCCAGUGUUUUGGAACCUUUUUUCAUCAUUAAAUAUCCUUCAUCACUGCAACCUGGGUCCAAAGCGAUUCGGCCUCACCACCGUCACUGCGCAAAUCAUGAGACUGGCUUUCAGUAGAUUCUCUGCAGACGACAAACUCGCCUUCAUCUCUGCACAGUUCUGUUCUGUCUUUCAACUGUCUAGUCAAAGUAAAACAGAAAAGAUGGGGAAAAUUAAUGGAUGCCUGAAAGUUGUGUUCAUCAUUUUCAAUUCCUUGUUUACAUGCCUCGGGAUCUGGAUGAUGUACAGUUUAGGACGUGCCAUGACCUAUGGGCAUCAGAUGGGAGGAGUGGACAACCAGAGCACGAUCUAUGCUUGGGUUUUUGCCAUCGGUGUUGUUGGGAUCUCCACACUUGGGAGCCACGCUGCACGCACUGAGAAUAAAUGCUGCCUCACUGCUUUUGCAGUUUUCAUGGGGAUUGGAAUGGUCCUCAUGCUCAUCUUUGGAGUUGCUGCCAUUGUUUUAAAAAACCAGCAUUGUGGUGCAGCUGUGGAGAGAUGUGACUUGGACUUGGAGCUUUGGUUCAACGUUGCCAUUGGGAGCAAUUUUGGAUUUGCCUUCAUUGCUAUGAUGGGCUUGAUCAUCUCCACUAACAUGAUUAGUCAGAUCAAUCAUCACGACCGCGCCAGAGUGCCAGCUAUUGCAAUGAGUGCUUACUGACCAAUCAAGAACCUCCAUGGCUUGAUGGGUUUAUGGAAUGAUGUAAGAAUAUUGUUCAGGUUUUCAUAAUGUUUGUUUACCUUGGCAUUAGUUGCCACAUGAAAAUGUUUGAAACCCUGACUGUGGUAAAAAUGACCCCAUUUCCUCAUGUUGCAACCAUACAUGUUGUAUUUUAUGAUUGUUUCUGUUUUCAGCUGCAACAUUUCACACAAGCUUCAUGUUCCCACUGCUGCACUCAGUUUUUCAUCUUUUUCUCUCACGAUUUGGUUUUGGGUUUAGAUGAAACUUUAAAACUCACUACAGUUGAGGUUGCAGACAUUUACCACGUCCUGCCAAAAGAAAUCACAUAGUUUUCCAACUAAUCAAUGCUCCACCUACUUACUUUGUCUUUUUUUUUUCUUUUAACCUACUUUACUACAUUUGUAACAAAAUCUAUAAAUUAAAUGACUGUGGGUAUUUGUGAUAGUUUUCUUUCUGUUUCUGGGCUUUAUUAUUGCCAAAAGGUCUUGCCAUAUUUUUUUCUGUUUUGUUCAUUAUUACUGCUAGAAGAAUCAUUCUUUUGUGUUCAGUUUCUUAUUUCUUAUGUUCUUCCCUCUGUGUCAUUUGCUUUUUUCUGUUGUAUAAAUGUGAGACUUUUAAAAUUUUUCAUUUUGAGUCUUAGUUGAACUCCAUGUUUGUUGGUUAGUUUCCUCCUCAGGUUUUCUUUCGAUCAGACUCACCUGGAUCCAGUGUCAUUCUCCAGCCUUUCCUCAGUCGUGAAUCUUAUUUUCCAUGAUUUCUUCCUGGAUUUUUCUGUUUUGCUCCUCCAGUUUUGAUGCCGUCCUCUUACCAUUUUAAACUCGUAAGUUUUCCUUUUUGUCAGCUUCUGCAUUUCGUUCCUGUUUCAACAAAAUGGCCCCGACUUUUAAGAUGACUUCAAACAGUGGCAACAAUCUUUGGUAAUAAAGUUUAAAAUUAUUAUGUGAAUAAAAAUGGGAAAACAUUACUUUA
Molecule: messenger RNA, 1954 nt
Organism: Poecilia latipinna (sailfin molly)
Lineage: Eukaryota; Metazoa; Chordata; Actinopteri; Cyprinodontiformes; Poeciliidae
Exons: 7
Coding region: 362-964 (200 amino acids)
Cellular component (GO): membrane
Source: RefSeq, a predicted model, not a curated record